This is a messenger RNA of Hippocampus comes (tiger tail seahorse), 2049 nucleotides long. It is a transcript of the gene lnp1, whose product is annotated as leukemia NUP98 fusion partner 1. Lineage: Eukaryota; Metazoa; Chordata; Actinopteri; Syngnathiformes; Syngnathidae. The record is from RefSeq and is a predicted model, not a curated record. The transcript has 4 exons. The coding region runs from base 560 to 1207 and encodes 215 amino acids.
UUUUGCUAUUUGCUAGCCAACUGGGUCUCUAUCCUCCACAAUAGCGGUAGUCCACCCUAUUCCUAUUAGUUAACACAAAAUCUUAUUAAAUUCCUUUAAUAAAUGUUAAUGUCCAUGGAAAGUUUAUUUAUUUAUUUAUUUUAACUAAACAAAUGAAAUGAAAACUUCAGGGAAUUUGGCAACACGUGAACACACAACUGAAGUGUUAUGAGCUGAUGUUUUGUUGUCCUACAUACCAGGACCACGGAGCACUCCAUAAUUAUUGACAUGUUUGAUGCACUCAUGGAAAGUAUGGGCACAGUGUGGAGGUGCCCCGGGGGACUUGCGGACUGGAACGGAAUGGAAAGGGUUGCAAAAACAAACACUCUCGUCCUCAGUCUCUCUCCAGAGUGAAAAACUCUUCUCCAGCCGCGGUAAAUAGAUUAAAAGUGGUUUCGCGGUGGGUUAUUUCAGGAUGGCCCGGGAAUAGUCAGUCAGUCAGGUGCAGAGUCAGUCAGUAAGUCAGGCGCUCGGUCAGUCAGCAUUUCAGUGUUACAGCAUCCCGCCGUUGUGAGCCGUCAUGUCGCUGAGGCUCCUGCCUGCCAUCAUCAUGGACGACGAGGACGACGACGGCAACUUCACCAAGUGGAUGAGCAGCUACUGGGGACACGGAGCCGAACGAUGUGGUGGAGGAUCAGGAGGUGGCGGUGGAUACUCACGUGAAAGGAAGCGAAGUUUUAGGAGACCCACCAGGACGAGAGUUGACAGACGGGCGUCCCUUCCCACUGUAUCCCAACUUGACGCCAUGAAGCUGAACCGGUUGCACGCGGCCGCCGUGGCGCCCGCGCCGAGCCACGCCAAGAGCCGAGAAGAGAAAGGGGAGGUCGGACCCCACCAGAGGGCUCGACGGACCUCCUCGGACGAGAACGGACGCUCCAAGUCGGCCGUUGCGGAGAACCGCAUCGGCACCAUCCCGGAACUGACAGAAUCCUUCCAAAGGAGACUUUAUCUUCAAGAUAGAUGCACCCUGUCUCCGAACGAUGACGCCAAGUUGUGCCCGUUGUGCCAUGACAACGUCGAGACGGCGGCGCCGGCGGCCUGCUUGGCCACGAGACUCCUAAGCGACAGGAGAAGGUCGGCGGAUGAGGUCGGCGGCAUUACCGCGGAAAAACAACAGCAGCAACAGUACACGUUCCGACGGCAGCUUUCCCUGCGCAGGCACCGCUAAACUUUUACCUUUUUCAGUGGCAGGUCUAUCACGUCGUAAUUAUAGAGAAGCGUCCAAAACGCACGCAACUCAUCAUCUGCAUGGAGUUGUUUUCAAUCAAUAUUUAACGAUGACAAAACAGACAAAACAGACAUCAUCCCCACCAUAGAUACUGAUUAUUAAAUCUAUUGAUUAGUACUGAUUGCUACAGGUGUGUUUGGCUAGUUGGAAAAAUGCUGACGUCAGGUUGGCAAAUUUGAUUGACUUGGCAACAGAUAGACGCUGAAAUGUGAUUGGACAAAAAAAACAAAAAGGAAAAAUUGAAAUGGUGACUGUGUGUGUACACCUUCAUGUAACAAAUAUUAGAAUUUAAACCAUGAUUGCCCGCCACUGUGUAUAUUUUCACAGUUCAUUUUCACUGUAAUGAAAUGUUUUGCUUGUAAAUUGUGUGUACAAAUGUAUGCUCCCAUGUUUUUCAACCCUUAUUCAAUGUUUGUGUUUUUGCUUUGUGAAAGUGAUUAGUUAAAAUUGAAUCAAAAGAAAUAGUUUGACUCUAACGGGAUCUUUCAAUGUCUCAAAAUGGCUACAUCAAAACAGAAAUAUAAUACUAACAUAGCGAUGGCCAUUUAAUUGAAUAUAUAGACCACUAUAUAAAAAUUAAAAUUAAAUGAGUGAAUAAUUCCCAACACAGCCCAGAAGGGACAAUUAUUAGUAUAUUAUUUUUUAAAUAAUAGCUUCUGUGUAUUCUUGUUAUAGAUAUCAUUGAGUUGAUAUUUUUGAAAAUAAACGCGGUUUCAUUCCAAAUGAUCGCCUUAUUCAUUUUGUCAAUGUUUCCUCCAUUCGUUUCCUGAACAGGUGUCCCC